GAUUGUACUAGUGCUCCACCGGAUCUUGCGAAGUGCAGCCAGGAAGCUCCAGAGAAUCCACGUCGCCAAGAAGACUCUCCGCUCUAAACUAGUCUACCAGCCCGACUCAUUUCUCAGGGUGGUCGGGCACUUUGACCAAACACUACCCGCAGACGUAGAAACAUGCCUCUCCGGUUGGACAUCAAGCGGAAGCUGACCGCUCGGUCGGACCGUGUGAAGAGUGUGGACCUGCACCCAACUGAACCAUGGAUGGUUGCCAGCCUGUACAAUGGCAGUGUCUGUGUCUGGAACCACGAGACACAGACCCUGGUGAAGACAUUUGAGGUGUGUGACCUGCCUGUCAGAGUGGCUAAGUUUGUGCCAAGGAAGCACUGGGUCAUUGCUGGAGCAGUAAGUGUUAUAACACCCUUAUAACUGCUUAUAAUGCAUUUAUCUGUCC
Messenger RNA from Salvelinus fontinalis (brook trout), 439 nucleotides. RefSeq names its product coatomer subunit beta'-like. The transcript has 3 exons. Gene Ontology annotation, biological process: retrograde vesicle-mediated transport, Golgi to endoplasmic reticulum; endoplasmic reticulum to Golgi vesicle-mediated transport; intra-Golgi vesicle-mediated transport. Bases 163 to 414 code for a protein of 83 amino acids. Gene Ontology annotation, cellular component: COPI vesicle coat. Lineage: Eukaryota; Metazoa; Chordata; Actinopteri; Salmoniformes; Salmonidae. Gene Ontology annotation, molecular function: protein binding. The record is from RefSeq and is a predicted model, not a curated record.